UUCUAACUUAAUGACAAAGGAAGCCAAGCACGAUACAUUAUAACAUCAAUCCCAUUCCUACACUCCACCCACCUAUUGAUUUUUGUUCCUCAACAACAUAAACUAGCUACCUCCCUUUGUUUUGUGUGUUUACAUCUGCUCGCUGAAAGAAAUGAGAGAUCGAAUGGAAAGAUUCGUACUUCUUCCCUUUACAUUGGGUUGUGUCUCGGAAUCCAGCAUUGCAGUUGGUGCUCGGCAGCCUAAAAGAUCAAAGCUCGACGUCAAUCAAACUCCCACAAGAAUUCACCAUGAGAUCAAGGAGGAGGAGGAAGAAGAAGACGAAUAUGAAGAAGAUGAAGAGAACUUAUCAGUUGAAAAUAUGAAAAGCCCAUUAAGCCUCUUGGCCCUUCCAAGGAUUCAAAAGCUGUUCAAGAACUUCAAGAACUUCUCUAAUAUAUUUGAGAAGGAUGAAAUGGAUGAAGGAGAGGCAGGAAUGGAAAUAGGAUGUCCGACCGAUAUAAAACACGUGACACACAUAGGAUUGGAUGGCUGUGCAACCUCUAUCCUCUCAAAGGGCUGGAAUAAUCUCACUCAACCACCUGACCAUGAAGAUCAGUCGCCUAAUCUCCCUCAGAAUUUUUCUCUGCAGAUGCCAUUUGAACAGCUUCUCAUGGCGACUCAAACUGACACUGAUACACCUAAUAUCAAGACCUCAUUGCAAAACCAAUUGCAGAAAUCCUUCUGAUCCAUCCAUCUUUGCAGUACCAAAAUGAAUCAUUCGUAUGUAUAUUUUAUAUAUUUGGAUCCAAAUGUAUAAACCCAUUGCUUGUUUACUACUCAUUUGUCUCAAAGUUGUGUAUUUUGCUUACUGUACUGUGUGUGAUUGUGUGGGACCCAUCUCAUAAUUAAUGCUACUAGUUAUUCUGUGA
Molecule: messenger RNA, 908 nt
Organism: Olea europaea var. sylvestris
Lineage: Eukaryota; Viridiplantae; Streptophyta; Magnoliopsida; Lamiales; Oleaceae
Product: CRIB domain-containing protein RIC4-like
Exons: 3
Coding region: 152-724 (190 amino acids)
Source: RefSeq, a predicted model, not a curated record